AUGGCUGCAGAAGUCGCGAAUUACGUGCCCACGAAUGGGUCGCAGCUUGAUCGUGAUCAUGACGAUCCGUUUCUCGACAACGACAGCCCUUCGCUGCUCGCAAGACCGCAUCGAGUCCUGCCUCCAUCACACGCCGACCAGGCCACUACGGCAUCGGAAGCACGACGCAUACUCCAGGACCAGAUCCACGAAAACGAACGGAGACUAGAAGAGGCACAGAAACUUGGCACGUCUUUACUGAGCCAGCAGGACGAUAUUCAGACGAGGCUUAAGGACCUACAAAGUCGUGGAGAUGAGUCCGAGAUCACGCCGGAACUACGCCAGCAGCUUGCUCAGCUCGAGAGAGAGCAUGAAGAUGUUGGCCGCGAGAUUGCAAGGGCAUUGAUGCCCAAGUCGCGCGUCGUGAGCGCCGAAGAGCAACCUCAGACAGAAGCAUCGGUCUACUCGAGUCAAGCGACCGCCUCGCCCACCAAGGUCACCGCUCCGAGUCGGCGACACCGCAAUCAGCCCUCGCAGAGAGCCGGCGAUCUUCAAUUUGCUGCCGACAUUAGCACGUCCUUGCUAGCUCAAGUUAGGCAGUUGCAGGCAGCCGUUGCAGAGCGUGAUGAACUUCUCAAGGAGCACCAGAUGGAUCGUAACAGGAUCGAGCUUGAUACUGCCGGCUUGACUCAACGAUUGCGAGCCCUUGACGAGAGUGAACAGCGCUACAAGGAUGAGAACUGGAAUCUGGAGACGCAGAAUCACCAGCUGAACGCUGCUGUUCGAGAAGCCGCCGACAAGGAAAAGAGACUGGCCGCUGCUGUUGCUACCGCCGGCGCGGAGAAGUCGCGAGUCCAGAAUGAGGUGGAGGAGCUCCGAGCAGCACAUGAAAAGCUCGUAGAAGAGCAUAAUGCUGCAAAGAAAGCACACGACACCGAAGUCCACGGUCUGAAAAGGACGGUCGAUCUUGGUGACAGUGAAAAGAGCCUUCUCCAGGCUCGAGUAGACGAGCUGACAUCGCAGAAUCAGGAGCUUGCACAGGCAAUUACAGCCAAAUUCCGCGCACAUCAAGCUCCGGCGGGCACAUCUGAGGACCUCGUGGAGGAUGAGGAAGGCCGCGACAUAAGCGCUCUUGACGAGUCCCCACCGCCGUCUCCCACUAAAGCCACGCCUCGACACCCAGGGCUUGAAUCUGAAACCCUACGGAGCUCUUUGCAUCAUGCUCAUCGAAUGAUUCAAAACCUCAAGAACAACAUCCAUCGGGAAAAGACCGAAAAGCUGGAACUGAAGCGAAUGCUUCAGGACGCCCGUGAUGAUCUUGAACAUCAGCGAGGAAGUGCCAACAGUGGGAGCAAGCGACUCAAAGCAAAGCCUGAGAACCGGAAAAGUGCAAAGCCCGAUAUGCUGGGUGGUAGUCGUCGUCCACGAACUGAUAUUGAGAUGGAAGAUCAGGACUGGGAAGAGCAUGAAGUGAACACUCCCACUCAUGGGCGUCGUCACCUGUCAAUCCCCGGUGCUUUCAGCCAAGCCGCUAUCACAGACAACAGCGAUGCGUAUGCGACCACCACGGAGGCUGAGGGCAAUUUCGAGACGGCAGACGAGGAGCAUACGAACGAAAGCGAGGCUUUCGCGACUGGGGCCGAGAGCCUGGCCGGCGACAGCACGGAUGAUUUGACCGAGACUGAGGACAACGUCUCUCGCGCCCAGCGGACUGGUACAAUCCGUGGCAAAUCUGUGCUAGCCUCAAAGCCUGCCGGUGAUCGAACGUCUUUCAUGAGCACUGCGUCAACAUCAGCUGGUGAGGACGCCGAAGAUCUCACUACAAUCGUGCCCACUCAGGCAAAGUUCCGUCUCAAGAACUCCCGUGGAGCGUCAAGGGCCUCCCAACAAUUGGACAAUGGCACACCUACAAGUGCCCGUGCUCUAUCUGUCAUUCAGGGAUCCUCUCCCGCCACUGCCAUAAACGAUCGAAGUCCUGGCGGACAAGAGCAGAAUCUGUUUGAUCAGCUGGGGGAGAUGGAUGACAUGAGCAGCAACGGCUUCGGAACGCCAGGUCGUCAGAGUAUUGCUUCGGUCAAGUCAACGCCCUAUUCAACCACUACCCCAAGCAGACGCGUGACCAGCGUACAGAAGCUGCCUCCAGUACCCGCCGUGGUUAUGGUGGAUGCGGCAGUCAUGACCGAGCCGUGGACAUCAGCUUCUGGAACUGGUUCGACAACUCCUUCAGAAGAUGAUGUUGUCAUUCUGCCCACCGCAAACGACUUUCCCUUGCCUCCUAGCGUUCCGGUGUCACCUAUGCGAAAGGCUGAUAUGAGCACACAAUAUACGCCACAGCGGCUGAUGCAGGGGUCACCCUCGCGCAAUGCUAACAGCUUUAUUACACCACCAAAGACAGUCUGGGAUGAAGCCAGUGAGGCGGGCCUUGUAAGCCCAUCAACGGGAAUUCAAGAUCAACCUCUGGGCUAUUCGGGAAUGCUCCAUCAGCACACGGAGCCUCGGUCGCCCCAGUCAACCGGUCUCGUGCCUGCGCUUAAGCCCGCGCUCGCGCUUGCGUUGUCGCCAAUCAUUGCUUUACAGACCGAGCCUUCUCCGCUACAGAGCCCGCCCGAAGCCCACCUGAAUGGAAUUGCUGUGCCUUCUCCAGCCAAACGUCCUAGCAGCGCUGGUAGCAAUCGUACCUCAAGCCUUGUCCGUCAAGAUCACCCUCCACUUCCCCCGAACCACAAGGCCGCAAUCGAGCAGGCUCGCGUGGCGUCGCCGCCGCCUAUCAUGUCUCCUGUUCGUGAUAGCACUGUGGUUAUGGGCCCUCCGAUGAUGCCGGCAUCAGCGAUGCGAAGGCCACGAACUCCAGCGGAUACUUCGGUGCGAUCGACUACACGGAACAGCUACAGCAAGGGUCAUCAACGAGGUAACACAGCGGCUUCUCAUGGUACCCAAAUUUCACGCCGUAGUUCGGUGUCAUCGUUCGCAUCUGAGGUAGACGAACGCUUCAACCUGCGACCUGGUGAACAGACUGCGGCCCCUGGCUUUGAGGCAUCGCCAGGCACGGACCCACGCAUGAUUCAAGCCAUCACUCAGACGAUGAUUGGAGAAUUCCUGUGGAAAUAUACCAGAAAGACUGGUCGUAGCGACUUCUCUGAUACGCGCCAUCGUCGGUACUUCUGGGUUCACCCAUAUACCAAGACACUGUACUGGUCCGAUCAGGAUCCACAGACUGCAGGCCGCAACGAGCUUAAAGCCAAGAGUGUAGCUAUCGAAGCUGUCCGUGUGGUAACCGAUGACAACCCAAUGCCGCCUGGACUUCAUAGGAAGAGCUUGGAGAUCACAACUCCUGGCCGCAAAGUCCGCUUCACCGCUAGCACAGGUCAGCGCCACGAAACCUGGUUCAACGCGCUCAGCUAUCUUCUGCUGCGCCAGGACAACCAGGGCGGCGAUGCGGCAAAUGUUGUUGCUGCUGGCUAUCCUUCGAUCACGCAAGACGAUGUCGAAGAAUUCAAUGCAAAUGGAUACAGAGCCCGCCUCGUGCCCAACAAUAGUAGCCGGGCUAGUAUGUCGAGCUACAAUUCGAGAACCACGAAAGGAACCACCAAUCGCGCUUCCAUGCGCAACAGUGCUGCGUUGACAGGCACAGCGUCCUCCUCAACCCAGCCGAGAAUCCACGAAGAUCAGACUGCCGACCGCACAAGUCGUGCUGAUCAGCCUCGCGAAGCCGACCGGUCAGGGCCGCGAACUGGAAGCAUGAAUAGAAUCUCGCGCGUCAUGGGUAGUAUCACCGGCCGCAACUCACAGUCUUUGAAUCGUGCAAGCGGUCGGAACGAGUCAAAUAGCGUCUACGAUGCUAGUGUCGUCAGCGACGGACGCAAAGACAGUGCGGAACAGCUGCGGCAGGAGAUGUUGCGAGAGGAGGAAGGACUGGAGAAUGUCCGGUCGUGUUGCGAUGGCAAGCACGAUGUGUCUACACUCACCCAUAGUGGACGUCACGCACAUCCGCAUUCCCAUACGCAUCGGGGUUGGAGCAUACGUGAUAGCGUCGCCAGGCGGACUCCAGGUGCAUAG
Molecule: messenger RNA, 4035 nt
Organism: Cyphellophora attinorum
Lineage: Eukaryota; Fungi; Ascomycota; Eurotiomycetes; Chaetothyriales; Cyphellophoraceae
Product: Anucleate primary sterigmata protein A
Exons: 2
Coding region: 1-4035 (1344 amino acids)
Biological process (GO): maintenance of protein location in cell cortex; establishment of mitochondrion localization; microtubule cytoskeleton organization
Cellular component (GO): mitochondrion; cell cortex
Molecular function (GO): tubulin binding; phospholipid binding
Source: RefSeq, a predicted model, not a curated record